Messenger RNA from Papaver somniferum (opium poppy), 1269 nucleotides. Its product is annotated as F-box protein At1g49990-like. Gene Ontology annotation, molecular function: protein binding. NCBI's taxonomy places the organism in Eukaryota, Viridiplantae, Streptophyta, Magnoliopsida, Ranunculales, Papaveraceae. The record is from RefSeq and is a predicted model, not a curated record. The transcript has a single exon. Bases 1 to 1269 code for a protein of 422 amino acids.
AUGGUAAAUCAAAUUUCUGGGGGUUUUCGAUCUCGGUUGGAUUCUUCUUCAUCAAUAACAGAUAAUACAUUUAUUGAGAUCUUUAUGUAUCUUCCUCUAACUUCAAUUUACAGAUUCAGAUCAGUUUCAAAGGUAUGGUUUUCAUUACUCUCAGACCCUAAUUUCAUUACCAAAUGGUUCCAAUUUAACAACAAAUCUCUCCCAUGGUUACAGUAUCAUACAGUUAGAUUAACUUUUCCUUUUUCUGAUGAAAGCCCUUUUCAAUUUAGAAACUCAUAUCCUGAUUUACAUUCAAGAUUUAUAUCUAGAAAUGAACAUUUUUUCUCUUUUGAGUUUCUGAUAAAUGAGAUACCAUUAGAAGGAGCUGAAUUAUACCUGCUAGGUUCUAGUAAUGGUCUCGUACUUUGUUUUUCAGUAAAAAAUGAAGAUUAUUCGUCUGAGGAAAGGAGGUAUCAUGUUUAUAAUCCACUUACUCAGAAAUGGGUUUCGAUUCCGUUACUACCCCGUUCCCGGGGUAGUCGAUUUGCUGUUAGUGGUAUAUUCUGUGAGUUUUCGUUAUCUGCAAGUUGUUGUUAUAAGGUUGUGCGUAUUCCGAUAUUUGAUUGGCCCUCGAAGAUAUUUUAUGUUGAUGUGUUUUGUUCUGAUUCUGGUGAAUGGAGAAAUUUUGAAGUUUCCUGUGAUCAAGAUGUUGAGUGGUUUGAGUGUGAUAAUGAGAAUGUUGUUACUACUCUUAAUGGUGUUUUGUACUGGAUGGAAAGGUCGAAUAGAAUGUUGGUUUAUAAUAUGAAUCAGAACAACGAAAGUGAUGGACAUCAGUGUAGUUUGAUCGAUCUGCCGGAUGCGGACAUCAGUGAUAAUGAGUUUGGUACCCUUACUAGUCGUAUUCUCGGGGAGUCAGAAGGGAGGAUCUGUUACGCUAGUACUAGAGUUACAAAUAGGAAAAUUAUUGUGAGUGUCUGGGUGCUUGAUGAUGACAAUUGGCAAAUGCUGCACAAGGAUAUUUCAAUUGACAAGACCUUAACAGAAAUUUAUUCUCUGAUAGGUGAUGUUGGCAAAGUCCGGAUUUUAGGCUUCAAUCCGCAAGACAGUAAUAUUGUUUUACUUGGUCGCAAGCAUUGGGUUUGGGAGUUCAAUAUUGAAACCGGAAGUUUUGAAGAGCUUGACCAUUCUUCACUUUUGACUAAUAGGCAUAUGAAUGUUACGGGGAAGAUGGUCUUGCCGUUUGUGCUAAAGGUGAUGCCAACAAAAUUUUCACCGUCCUCUUGGUAA